AUGGCGGCCCCAAAACACUAUCGAGAUUACACAGAUGACGAAAUGGAGGAGUCAUAUAUGGCGAUGCUUAUGCAGCAGUUCGUUGAAGAGAAUGCCUACAAGUACAAAGGCCUCGAAAAGUCAACGCACUUCCGUCUGUUCUAUCUCGAUCCAGCCACCCCGGACUCCCCGCUAAGGAGGAGAGGAAGCCUGGUAGAGUGCAGCCUAGAUAACCCUCCAGAGUAUGAGGCUCUGUCAUAUGUAUGGGGAAUCGGGGACAAAGAUGCAAUCAUAGGAAUCGACGGAAGUGUCCUGCAAAUUACAACGUCGCUUUCAAAUGUUUUGCUGCGUCUACGGCUUCCCGAUCGAGUACGCGCUCUUUGGAUUGAUCAGCUGUGUAUCGACCAAACGAAUCCGGACGAGAGAUCAGAGCAGGUGCGGCAAAUGGGAAAGAUCUAUCAGAAAGCGAAGGGCGAUCUGAUGUGGCUAGGUGAAGAAAGUUCGAGCAGCCGAGUUGCAUUUGGCUGGGUUCGACAGACAGUCGAAUUGUUUUUUCUAAAAAACACACGAGCCGCGGGAGUCGAUAAUAUGUCAAGACAACAAUAUGAGGCAGUCAGGGAGACAUUCUCAGAACGCCCAAUAUGGCGGCGUAUAUGGAUUGUGCAGGAAGUACUCUUAUCUCGCAACAUUACGCUCCUAUGCGGAGGAGAUUCGCUCGACUGGUCCAACUUGGAAAAAUUGUUGGCGACUGAUUCCUUCCAGCCAACAAAUAUGUUCCGAACAGCCAUCAACAAACUUUUGAACCAUGCCUUUGUUACCGUGAUAUUUCUUGUUAGCUGGCGCAACAAAAUACAACGGAAUGUCCGGGUUCCGCUCAAGGAUAUGCUAUACAUGUUCAGAGACUGGAAUGCCACGGAUGAGAGGGAUAAGGUGUAUGGAUUGCUGGGACUAGUCGAAGAUAUUGAAAUUGUGCCUGACUAUAAGAAGUCCGUCUGUGACGUAUCCAUUGACACUGCGACUGCUAUUGUCACACAGUCGCUCAGCCUGGACUUUAUCUGCAGCGAUCGAAUUGGGCAACUAAGAGAAGAUGUUGCCACUCUACCCUCGUGGGUUCCCUAUCUUGGCAUCAAACAUUUUCUUCUCAAUGGUGCAACCGUCCGACUUUUUGAUGCAAGUAAGGGUACCAUGAUGACUGAUCAAGCCUUUACCAUCCAUCACAAUGUUCUUACAGCGCGUGGUCGUCACAUCGACUUCAUCGAGUCUGUCAGUAACAGCGCCGACAUUAUGCUCUCGUCAAGUUCAGGAUUUCACGCCCAGCUAUUCGAAUCUAUUCCAAAAUCUUGUAUUCCGAAGGAUGAGACGGAAGAGAGCAUCGGUCGGUGGGAUGCCAUAUGGCGUACUCUUGUCCAUGAUCGCAAUGUGUCACUGCACAGACUGACUGGGUCGGAAGUUCUCGCCUAUCGCGCGCAAUUCUUCCAAUGGUUCCAUGCAAUACUCUCUACGGGCACUCCGCCAUCCACGAAGCCGCCAUCAGAUUUCAUGAUGGUGUUAGAAGCUAUUAAUAUAACGGAGCGGCAGUUUGCGAUAACAAAGAAUCACAAGCUGGUCGUUUCUGCAGCUAAUGCAGCGAAAGUUGGCGAUGAAAUUUGCAUCCUGGAGACUGCUUCUGUGCCUCUGAUUGUGCGUAGCAUUGCGGGUAGCGAACAAGGCGAGGCAUUUCAUUAUAUUGGAACUGCAUAUGUGCAUAGUCUGAUGGAUGGUGAAUUGAUGAGAGAUGGUCAGUACCUGACACAAAGUUACAAACUGAUAUAG
Venustampulla echinocandica is the source of this 1791-nucleotide messenger RNA. RefSeq lists its product as uncharacterized. The record is from RefSeq and is a predicted model, not a curated record. The transcript has a single exon. Lineage: Eukaryota; Fungi; Ascomycota; Leotiomycetes; Helotiales; Pleuroascaceae. The coding region runs from base 1 to 1791 and encodes 596 amino acids.